AUGGCACUGCGGGAUGCUAGGUAUGACUCCAUCUGUAGCUACAAAUGUCUUGCCAUCUGCAAUGAAAGGGCACCCAACAAUGAGGAUUAUUGCCAGAAGGCAUGCAAAACCUAUUGUGAGAACUCCAAGGAGGAGAAGGAGCUUGAUACGGGAGUGAAAAAAGGCAGCAUGGUUGACAAGAUCUUGGAAAAGUCUCGAAAGAAGAAGUUCGACGCCAACCGCCAGGACAAUGCCAAGACUGAGAAGUUGGACUUGUGGCUGGGCUCGCAAAUCGCCCUCACUAACGAGUCGGAUUAUGCCAAUGGCAUCAAGGAGACAGGUCGCAUCCGAGAGAUGCUCAAGCGAUAG
Messenger RNA from Symbiodinium pilosum, 348 nucleotides. The record is from the annotation of a GenBank genome assembly. NCBI's taxonomy places the organism in Eukaryota, Dinophyceae, Suessiales, Symbiodiniaceae.